Molecule: messenger RNA, 4553 nt
Organism: Zonotrichia albicollis (white-throated sparrow)
Lineage: Eukaryota; Metazoa; Chordata; Aves; Passeriformes; Passerellidae
Product: KIAA1143 ortholog
Source: RefSeq, a predicted model, not a curated record
GCGGGCCCCGCCAUUGGCCGGAGCCCCGGAACGGAGAGCUAGCUGCGCGCCCCCCCGGAAGCGCGCGCGGCGGCGGUGGCGGCCAUGAGCAAGAGGAAUCAGGUGUCCUACGUGCGGCCGGCCGAGCCCGCCUUCCUCAGCCGCUUCAAGCGGCAGGUCGGGUAUCGGGAAGGCCCCACGGUGGACACCAAGAGAGAGCAGCUUCCACUUGCCGAUGAUGACAGUGACAACGGCAGUGACAAGGAAGAUGAGCAGCCUCAAGUGGUGACACUGAAAAAAGGGGACUUGACUGCAGAAGAAGCAAUGAAAAUUAAACAGCAAAUCAAAGAGGCCUUAAAGUCAAAAGAAUCAGAUGAUGAACCAGAACCUGCUGAUGGAAAAAUUAUGUUCAGGAAACCAGCCAAACGUUCAUCAGAGAAGUGUUUAGACUUCAAUGUAAGCUCAAGUAAGAAGAUGAAAGAAGCAAAGAAAACCAAGGGGGAAGCAACUACUUCUCAGAAUACAGCUAAGCAAGUGAAAAACAGCAGUCUUCUGUCAUUUGAUGAUGAGGAAAAUGAUGAUUAGGGUUGUAUUUUUUUAUGCUUAACUUGCCUGUCUAGAGACCUGGAUAAUAUUGAGGGCUUUCAUAGGAAUAGAAAAGCAUGGUGUCUGAGUCUUCUCUUACUUUGCUAUAGUCCAACUAGAGAAGUAAUGUAUAAAAUUAGCAUGAGCUAAGUCUUUGCAGUUAGUUAGAACUGUAUGUCGUGUCUUAAUUUUAAAGGAGAAUUUUACCAUGUACGUAAAAACUAUUUGAGGUCACAAAUGAGUAGCAAAUUAUGCCUGUAUAUAUUUACCUUACAAAUUUUCAGUCAAUUUUAAAAUGCCCUCCAUUGCUAAAAUGUAUUUCAUCUAUAUUGAAUAGCCUUAGUUGACAGUUAUGUUUUCUACCUGUUAUUAUUGACAUUCAAAAGAGAGACACUUCAUUGAUGUUAAACAGAGACUGAAGUUUUCUGUCUCACAGCUUAACAAAAGUUUGCACAACCUUUGCAUUUGUGAUUUGCAAGAUUGCUCUUGCAGAGCCUUGUAGUAAAUGAGGCUGCAUUUGCUAAAUUCGUGUAGUCUUGAUCCUGUCAUUGGUGAAUGCAGUCUAAGAAACAUCAAAUUCAUUUGAAUUGGUUGUAAUAGCAAGGUAUAAAGAUUUUGAUUCUAGUUGAUGUUAUCAACUAAUGCAAAAGAAGCCUGUGCACUUUGGUUUUGACACUGAUGGGCUCAGUGGUUUGAUGGUGUUUUGGGUUUUUUUUUAAAGUAUAUUUGUUCCAGUUAACUACUUAGAUGUUCAUAAUUAUUUGGGAUCUCAGACAGCUUGUUUAAAAACUGUAUUUCAUCUUUAAGCUGUGGAAAAGCAUUAAUUUAGUAUUCUUCAAGUAGGGGGGAAGUUGUAAACAGGGAAUUUAAGCCAAGAAACACUAUAGCUGUGUGUAUCUUGGUUUAAGACAAUUCCUGGGGCAGACACUCCAAAAUGAGUUACUGCCCCUUUUAGCUUUAACUGCUUCCCUUUCACUGGUGAGCAGAGAUGAAAGCAAGUACAUAUAAGUGAAAAAAUAAAAGUUUACUAAAAAGUGAAACAGCAACAGGCAGGAUAACAGUAAUCAUCACUAGAUACAAAGCUGCUGAAUCCCAUGGACUGCUUGGGAACAAAGAAGACAAGAUGGCAGAGAAACCCCUCCCCAAAAAUGUUGGCCUCCAUAGAAGACCACAUGGUGCAGGGGACAAAGACAAUCUUGUGGAGAAGCCCCUUCUCCUAACCAUGUGUUGGAGAGAGAACAAAGGGGAAAAAACCCACAACAGCAUCUGUGAUUAUGGAAGUCCCUCUUCUCCAAACAACAACCAAUGAGGAACAAGGACAAAACCAAAAGAAACCUGGACUCCAAAACCAGUCAAAUGCUGCUGAUCUCUUUGCUCCACAUCACCGGACAAGGUCUCUCUCCUGGCAGCAGAGCAGCUCCAUCAACAGUGGCAGCUGGCACUGGUCAGUGGCUGGAACUCCUGGGGGGACUUGGCCUUCUCCUCAGCAGAAGAUGACAGGCACAGGCCUGGGGCAGCCCGGGCUCCACACCCUGCUGCCCCUGAGCGCUGCCGGAGGGCUGGAGUGACCCUAUGGAACAGGGGCUGUUCUGGUUUUCCUGCUGUGGUGCCAUGGCUGGCCAGCCCAGGUGACAGCAAUGAAAAAGGAAGGAAAAUGGUCACAAGAGAAAGAGAAAGUCCUCCCUGGCCCAGCCACCAAAACAAAGGGGAGCUUCUGCCUUGUGCUGCCUCAGCUUCUCAGUAACUAGGGGGAAUGAAAGAGAGGGCUGUGUGAGUGUUGUCUCAUUUUAAAGGGAUCCUGGCAUCUUCUGCUUCCAUGAACCCGUGGCAAGACCCUCUGGUUCUGCUUCUGACCCCCCGGUCUUAAAGGGAGAGUAAAAAUCUUGGGCAGAGGUGGGUAGGAAGAGUCCAUUUCAGCAUUUUUCUGUAACAGAACAGAAUUGACCCUGAGAGCUGAUGGGAUUUUGGAGAACAAGAUGGUAGGAAUGUCACUUGUGACUUUGAAAUUAUUUGUAUGUAUGGUGUGUUCUGUAACCAUAUGAAGUCAGGUCUGCUGUGUGACAGGACAUUUGAAAUUAUUUGGCCUGUAAAGCUUCAUCGAGGAGCAUAUUUCAAGUUGCUGUGUGAAACAGCUGGUUUUAGUUUCAUCUGGUAGUAAACAAUAAAUUAUGUUUUAAGUGGUCCAAAGAUAUUUUAAUAAAAAUGUCAGGACAUGAAAUGAGAUUUUUUUUGGCCUCUUGAUAUUGGAGCCUCCUGUACCUGCUGCCUGUCUCCCUACACACCAGCUUCCUGCUGCAUAACAUCAGAUGCAAGUCUGCACACUCUUUUGCACUGUUUGUGUGAGUACAUGUUACCCUGAUUUUGAAAAUGAAUAGAUCUGUUGUCCUUUCAGAAAAUCGAAACCAGACCUAUAAAUGGAUAUUAAAGUCUUGUUGCACUGGUUUCAUAUUAGAAUUGUGAGAGGUGCUGUGUACAACCUGAUUAUUCCCAUGAGGACGUGCCACAUUUGUAAAUACAUAAUUUGUCUGUAUUCUCUACGUACAAAAGAAGAAAUUUAAAGUACAGAACCAAAGGUUCCCAGGAAUUGGUAUUUCCAUUUAUUUUGUAUACUUAAAACUUGUUUGAACCAAUUUAAAAUAUAUACCAAUACAUACACACACCCCCAUAAGUAAUCUUGUAGCAUUCCAGUGUACAAAAGGAAUAUUUGGGCAUACAUCAACAAUGGAGUAUAUAUGGAGUAAAUACUCUGACUUGCUGAGACUUAUCUGAAAGAAUGAAUUAACCACUGGCUGCUUACUUAAACUUUUCUGGUUCUGUUUGUCAGUACAGAAAUAUAUUUGCAUACAUUUUUCUUGCACAACCUGGAAGCUCAUAACUUGAGCUGUAAGGCAGUUUAGGAGACAUGGCUAUUCAGAUAAAUGCUUGCCAAGGACCAGAGGGCAUUUGGUUUUACCUUAAAAUUAGAAAAUUCCUCACAAAUAUGCAGUUGAUCUGGCUUGUUCAAAAUAAGAUUGAGAUCUUGUUUGAUUCUGGAUUCUUGUUUAAAUGCAAUUUGUAAUUGCUUUUAAACAAAAGUUCCCAUUUUUAGUGAACGACUCUGGAGACUUGAGUUCAGUAAAGGGAGGGUUACCUUAAAUAUUGAGUGCAGUACUUUUACUUAUUGAGUGUGGUACUUUUGGUUAAUCAUGUUUCUUGCUCUACAACCUCCAUGACAGAUGUCUGGAAUGCAAAUAAAUGGAUUGAGUUUACUUGGAAAUAAUAAAUUAAAAUGUGUUCAGGCAACACAGCAGGGGAAAGAAAGGUGGAUACGGAAACCCAGUUCCUUUCCUUCAUUCCGACUGACUUGAAGUGCUCUGACCAGGAGGAGACCUUUGUAUUCAUGGUAUUUCACUCCCAGUUCACCCAACAAUAACUAAUUGAAUAGAUUUAUUAAGAGGUGUGAGUGAUGCACAAAGACAUUUUAAUCAGGUAGUCAUGUGAAAAUUCAAUGUUUUUACCAUGACACACCAGGAAAAUCACACACACUAUCAACUCCCAUGAAACCUGUGGUUAAAGAGAACAAUUACUUGUUCAUUUAGGAAAGAAAUGUGAAACUCUUAAGCAAUCGCCUGUUCGAAUGGGCCAUGGGAAAAUAAUAAUCACAAGUUUCUUAUAAAGGGGAAGCCAAAGCUAAGUACAUGAAACAUGAGGCUGGGACAGGAAAGGACAAUUUUCCUGGGUUUUCUUUUGCUCUUGCUCUUACUUGCCCACAUUCCCUGUCCUUUUCCCCUCCUGUAGUGGAAAAUGUAUAUCCCUUUAUUUUCUCAUGGAGUUUGCCGAGUUAAAUGUGAGAGCAGUGACGGAGGAGCAAGGUGAGAGCAGCUGAAGAUUCCAAUACAGGAGCCUGUAGCCUGUUACCUCAUAUGUACUGAGGUACUUGUAUGUACUCAUAUGUACUGAGGAAUCUUGUACUGUUUCUAUUAAUAAAAUACUUCAAAUUUCCCAGUUCA